AUUUUGUGUCGAGUCCAGACCGCUGGAUUACCGAAAGAGGAUAAAAUACCCCUACUGGCGGUUGCACCCCCGCACAUCCGCGAGCCUUCCUCCCAGUCGCCCAGUCGUCACCUGCACCACCGCAGCAGCGCCUGUCCCUUUCCUUCGCUUUCGCUUUCGCUUCCUGCCAUGCCAACACAAUCGCUAGUCUUAUCCUUAACUUACCAUGAACCCGAUAUCGAUCGAUAAUGCGUCGUGUCAAGAAAUCCCGUAAUGGUUGUGCGAGGUGCAAGAGCAAACGGGUCAAAUGUGGUGAGGAACGACCUCACUGCAGUCGAUGCACCCGUUUAGGAGUUCAUUGCCCUGGAUAUGUCCAGUCCCUACGCUGGGUCACCAAAUACCCUGACCGAAACCCUGAUACAGCCCAUGAUACACCUGAUGACACUACAGCUGAGCCAAGCGCUCAGCCCGAUGCUAGACCUCCGGAGAACUUAUGUCCCCCUGAUAAUGUCGACCCCCAGACGCAGCCUCCCUUAACCGUUAACGAUGGCUCUUUCAACCUCACCUCACCUCCAGCCCAGGCUGAGAUAAGCACGCUCCCACUGGGAGGCCCUCCUGCGUUAUGCGAUAAUCUAUGGGAUCUGCAACAGUCUGGUACACUUCCUGAGCUCGCAGAUCUGUGCCAUCGAUCCCCAGCUUCUGCUUCACGCCCAUCUCCAGUGGCGCAAGACGGCUCACUCUUCCAUUUCGGGUCACCCAACCACGCAGACGAUCCAUUUGGUUUAUCCUCCUUAGCAGCUCCAAUACUGCAGGACGAGCCUCGCAGCUUCUCUGGAUUCUCGCCGUCUACCAUCGUACGCCAAUAUCCACCUCCUACUACGAAAAUCCCACAACGAGACUUCACCUCGAUCUCUCAAGCGCUGAAUAAUCCAUCGUGGACCCUGAUCGAGUACUACUUCAAAGAAGUGGCAGCGCUGUUCUCGAGCUAUGACAGCCAGAUGAACCCCUUCCGAUCGACUGUGUCUCGGUUAUGGGGCUCGUCACUGGCCAUGUGUCGGACCAUGCAGAGCAUGGCAGCGGCUACUCUGGUCAACGACUUUCCCGAGUUCGGACCAUUAGGACGAAAAAUGCGCAACGAGGCCGUCGAUAUCAUCAGCAAAGAGUCCAGCCUGGACGAUAAAUCCCUGCUGGCUCUACUCAUGCUGGGCCAGACAGCGAGCUGGCACGAUUCCAAGGAUCUUGGGAUCUCUUUCUUCAACCUACUGAGGAAUCACCUGGACACUCGGCCCGAGAAGAGCCCCAUUUCGGGCCGUGGGAACAAUCACCAAUUUUUCGAAGAGGCCCUGAUUUACUGGGAGAUGCUCUUAGCCUUCGUGGCAGACGAUUCAGCCGUCCUGUCCGGGACCACAGCCACAGGGCCCGAGGAGUCCCUCGUCCUACAGCGCGUGCCUCAUCCGUGGACGGGAAUUGCGCGUGACACCCAAUUCACAGUCCAAGAGGUAGGACGGCUGAUCCGCUGCGAGAGAAAGCGGAUGCGCUGCCGCACCUUCACCUCGCACGCCGACGUUGCACAAGCGCAACAAGCCAUCGAAAGAGCACAGGAGCUCGAGGAGCGACUCCUGGGGCUUGCGCACCCGGCCGAGGCCGAAAUCAUCAGCCCCGGCGACGACGAGACCCCCGUGUGGCACCUCCUCACCAUGGCCGAGGUUUACCGAUGCACAGGGUUGAUGCAAUUAUACCGAGUCUUCCCGGACCUGCUGCGUCGACGACUCCGUCCGCAGCGGUCCUCGAGCAGUCCCACCAGCGCCGAGGAUGCGUCCAUGCACAACAACAGCCGCGACCCCUUCAUGUCUCCCGCAUUCAACAGCGGCGGCGGGCACUGGUUUUGCGACCCCGCCCUGCUGCACCCCAGCCCCGAGACUACCAGUGCGCCGGCGCCGCCGUUCGAACCCAUCCCCGCGAACCCCUCGACAACCUCCUCCGAGUACGACACCUGGCUGACUGAGCUCGCCCUCACCACCCUCUCGCGGCUGAAGACCAUUCCGCUCGAGUCCCGCACCCGUUGUCUCCAGCCGUUCCUGCUUGUCGCGUCGAGCAGCGAGCUCCGCCUGCCGCGACUCCCGCCCCUCGAAACCAACCUCGACAGCACCGGCCCUAACAUCUCCGCCCACGCCAUCGACGUCUCCCAGACCCGGCGGUUCAUCCUCGGCCGCCUCACCUCCUUCAUGCACGUCCUGCCCCCGAAGCCCAUCGGCGUCUGUCUGGAGCUGGUGCGCGAGGUCUGGCGGCGCAUGGAUGCCGGCGAUCCGGAGGUGUAUUGGAUGGACGUCAUGAUGGAAAAGGGGUGGGAGACGACGAUGGGCUGAGGGCCCAGCCGAGGCCGACUCGUACGGCGCACGCAUCAUUUCGGCCAAGAAAUACAUGUAC
Molecule: messenger RNA, 2406 nt
Organism: Aspergillus homomorphus CBS 101889
Lineage: Eukaryota; Fungi; Ascomycota; Eurotiomycetes; Eurotiales; Aspergillaceae
Exons: 2
Coding region: 228-2345 (705 amino acids)
Biological process (GO): positive regulation of transcription by RNA polymerase II
Cellular component (GO): nucleus
Molecular function (GO): zinc ion binding; DNA-binding transcription factor activity, RNA polymerase II-specific; transcription cis-regulatory region binding
Source: RefSeq, a predicted model, not a curated record